UGCUACACUCCGUCACAAGUUCAUCCAACCACCAUUACUCCUAUGGCGGACGACAUACCGUCCAUCGCAUCUGCCGUGGUUCUCCCGGAACCUGCAGACCUUCCGCCGACCCCAGCCUCACCUCCGAAUGGACUCAAACGCCGACAAUCUUCCUUCUCAGAGCAGGAUGGCAAGCGACGUCGACUAAGCACCGAGGACGAUCCCCCAGCUCGGAGAGAAUCUAUACCGGACAGAGCGGCAGAGACGCGCAGGAGCGGACAGGGCAAUGUUGCCGCGGUGGAGAGGAAACGGGGCCAGAGGCUACUCGGCGCGAUGUUAGGCGCUCUCUCACAGAACUCCUCGUCAACCUCGCAGAGACGUCGGGCGGACAUUGAGAAGAAGCAGGCGGCUAAGCUCAAGCUCCAGGAGCAAGAGUUCGACCAGAGGAAACAAGAACGACUCGACAGGCUCGUGGCUAUGAGGAAAAAGGAGCAAAAGAGAUUCGACGAAGAGUCGAUGCGGAUACGGCACUCGAAUCUCCUAAACAUGGCCCAAUUCCUCUACACUAGGACAGAACCACGCUUGUACUACAAACCAUGGGAGAUCACCCCUGCCGAAGAGGACCAGAUCAAUACACAAGUUGACGAAGCGCAAGCAAUCGUAGACCAGGAGCUGGACGACUUCAGGAGACGACGCGAAGAAAAAGAGGGGGUGGGCCCAUUCGAUCGAGUGGACGCAGAGACCGUAAGACCGGUGGGUUCAGUUCCCUCCGGGGACGUACAAGAGAACCUCUCUACAAGCGGAACUACUGAUCACAGUGCUGCUAUCCGGGUCAUUGAUGACUCUGAACACGAUAAUGGGGAGAAGGCGAAAGAGGAAGAGGCGGUGACAAGGGACGGGGCGGCCAACGACCAGGAAACCAACUCGAAACCAGGGACCGCAAAAGAUACCAGCAAGGAAACGAUAGAUGACGCCGGAGAUGUCGUUCUCGAAGCUACAGAAGACACCGUCAUCUAUUGAACAUAGUGACGGCUUGGGUUCUAGGGAUUGAAUCUCUUCACUCACGGUCGAUCCAGGACCAAGGUUGUCUUUCCCCCCUCCCUCCCCCAGCACACCUUCCCUUCCCUCUCCUAGCAUACCUUUUGAUGGGACCUGCCGGAAUGCUUUCUUGUAUGAUAUAAGCCUAUGGAGUGCAGCUACUGCGCUAUUG
Messenger RNA from Mytilinidion resinicola, 1189 nucleotides. Its product is annotated as pinin/SDK/memA domain-containing protein. Lineage: Eukaryota; Fungi; Ascomycota; Dothideomycetes; Mytilinidiales; Mytilinidiaceae. The transcript has 4 exons. Gene Ontology annotation, cellular component: catalytic step 2 spliceosome. Bases 43 to 999 code for a protein of 318 amino acids. The record is from RefSeq and is a predicted model, not a curated record.